This is a messenger RNA of Sardina pilchardus (European sardine), 2107 nucleotides long. RefSeq names its product peroxisomal biogenesis factor 3 (gene pex3). Gene Ontology annotation, cellular component: peroxisomal membrane. The record is from RefSeq and is a predicted model, not a curated record. Bases 142 to 1239 code for a protein of 365 amino acids. Lineage: Eukaryota; Metazoa; Chordata; Actinopteri; Clupeiformes; Clupeidae. Gene Ontology annotation, molecular function: protein-macromolecule adaptor activity. The transcript has a single exon. Gene Ontology annotation, biological process: protein import into peroxisome membrane.
UCUGAAUGAACCAGGAACUACCAGGAGGCCACGCGACAUACAAGGCGCUAGUAGACUUACAAUCUUAAAAAACUUUACAACAAUUAACGCUAAUGGAAAUCUACCACCCUCUUCCUUGAAUCUGAGAUUUGGAAUAACAUUAUGCUGUCUCCGUGGAGUUUCCUCAAGCGUCACAAAAAGAAGUUCCUCUUCACCGGAGUGCUCGUUGGAGGAGGAUACCUACUGAGUAAAUAUGCCCAAAGAAAGUUGCAGGAAUUUCAGGAAAAAGAGGCUACAGAAUACAUUACUCAAGCCAGACGGCAGUAUCACUUUGAGAGUAACCAGAGGACAUGCAACAUGACUGUUCUGUCUAUGCUGCCAUCUCUAAAAGAAGCCAUUAUUAUCCGCUUAGAUUCAGAGAGCCUUACGUCGUUGCUGAAGACGAGGCCAGCUAACAAGUUUGAAAUCUGGGAGGACCUGAAAAUAAUCAGUUUUGCCAGGAGUGUAGUAGCUGUGUACAGUACGUGCAUGUUGGUUGUUCUACUACGAGUUCAGCUCAACAUCAUUGGUGGUUACCUGUACUUGGAUAACUCCGUGAAUAAAACUGGAACGGUCCCAUUUGCACCACCUGAAGUUCAACAACAGUACUUGUCCAGUAUUCAGCAUCUUCUUGGAGAUGGGCUGAAUGAGUUGAUGACUGUAGUGAAAAAAGCAGUACAAGAUGUGAUGGGAGGCAUGUCUCUGAAGCAGAACCUGUCACUGCAGGAGUUGGACCAGCAACUAGAGAGCAUCAGACAACGUGUAGAGGAGGGCUUCGGAACAGCAUCACACAAGCCUCUCUCCUGGUAUUUGAUGCCAGACGAGGAGAAUACACUUGAGGCUCAGGUGUGUGGUUCGAAUGGGAAUGAUGACCUGACUCUGAAGCUGCUGAAUGAAACUAGAGACAUGUUGGAGACCCCUGACUUCAACAUGGUACUCAACACUUGUCUGCGCAGAGGGUUCAGUCGCUUCCUUGAUAACAUGGCAGAGUUCUUUCACCUGCCACAGGGAUGUGCCACAUCUCUAGAAGUAUCUGGAAAUCUCUCACUUGAACGUCUUCCACUUGCCAAAAUCAUCCCCAUUGUCAACGGACAGAUUCAUUCAAUAUGUAGUGAAAUACCCAGUCAUUUUGUCCAGGACCUCCUGUUGAUUGACCAGGUGAAGAAAUUUGCAGCUAAUGUUUAUGAGACAUUCAGCAGUCCACAAGAACUUCAACAAUGAUUUAUGAUUUGGACUUUGGUUCAGUCAGUCCUAACUGUGUUCCAUGUUCAAUUGACUGGCCAUACAUGGAAUGUGAAAUUAUUGUGUUCUUAUUUUUCCUGCAUGGAGAUUUGAAGAAAUGUUGUGGGUGAAGUAGUCUAAUCAAGUAUGGUCUCCAGGUUCUAACAAAAUCAGAUCACACUUGAAUGUGAGGCUAGUUGUAUAGUUAUUUGGCCAAAACAUUGUUGACAAGUAUAGUGUGUUGUAUGAUUUGUAAACAAACGGAAUGUGUUUUGAACAUACACCAUGCUUUGCAAGUAUGUACCACAGCCAUCAAAUAAAUGUCACUUGUGAAUCUCAUAUUAUAAUAUCAUUACUUGUAGAAUUUAUUAAUUAUUCCUUUGACAGCAUGUUUUCUUUCAGCAAGGUGAAGAUGUAGUCCUACAUAACAUUGUUAUUGUUGAGACUAUGACUUAUUUUUAUUGUCACUGUUUAGAAACAAAGGACAUUUUGUGUGCAGAAAUUAUAGGAAUGGGUCUAUUAGAAUCAGGGAUAUUUGGUGAUAUAACAGUUUUCAUAAGCUCUUUCUAUCUAGACCUUAAAAUGUGCUGUAUGUAUGUACGUACAUUUAGGUAUUGUAUUUGGCUUUAAUGGCAUGGUUUAAUUAUGUUAACAUUACUUUAACACUAAAUAGUCUAAUUUAAAUGGUACUGUCAUGUUUCAAAGUUACUGUUUUCACAGAAUAGUUUAUAUUGUUUCUGGACUGUAAUUCAGUCUUCUGCAUUACAGAUAUAUCACAUUGUAAUAAACAAAUCAUGGGGAAAUCUAACUGGUUAAAAGCAUAAUGUGCAGGUAUUUUUGAUGUUAUUCCCCCAAAUAAAGAUGCAUU